AACCCUCUUCUUCUUUCCAUUGACAAAUCUCUCUCUCUCUCUCUCUCUCUCUCUAUAUCAACAGUAAUAGUAUACUUUAAUCCUCUUCAGUCGUCCUCGUUGUCGUGUUGAUAGAAAAGUGGGAUUCACGUCUUGGGUGGCUUCGAUCCUGGGGAUUCUCGAAAAUUCGAAGCCGAAAUUCGAAAAAGCAGAGGAAGAAGGAAGAGAUUCGAGGGUUGGAAGACCGCCCCCACCGACACGUUCUCGGAUAAAGAAAACUUUGGAGAUCUCUAAAGAAGAAGGAGCAGAACGAGCAGAUCGGAUCGUACUCGCUGUGAAUUUUGAUUGAGGAUGAAAGAAAAAGAGACAGAGACUGAGAUGGACAAGAAGGGCAAUGGCGAUAGUGAUGAUGAGAAGAAGCAGAAGAAGAAGAAGAAGAGGAAGGGGCUGGUGUCCCGGAUUUUCGCCUUCUUCCGGAUGAGCCGGAGCGACGAUUUCGAGAAGCGUCUGCAGUACAUCUCCAAGGAGGAAGCCGCCGUGCUCUUGCGGAUGAAGCGGCGGUCGCAAUCGUGGCGCCGUAUGGUCCGCCAUCUCAUUCUCUUCUCCCUCCUUUUCGAGAUUGUUGCAGUGGUAUAUGCCGUCAUCAAAACGAGGUCGGCGGAUCUUGACUGGAAAAUGAGGGCUUUUCGGGUCUUACCCAUGUUCCUCUUGCCUGCUCUAUCUUUUGCAUCUUAUUCUGCUCUUGUCAGCUUCACGAAAAUGUGUGAUCGCAAGGACCAAAAAACUCUUGAGCGGCUUCGGGAUGAGAGGCAAGCAAAAAUUGAUGAACUCAAAGAGAGGACUAACUAUUAUACUACUCAGCAGCUAAUUCAGCGAUAUGAUCCUGAUCCAGCAGCUAAGGCAGCUGCUGCAUCUGUCCUGGCAUCAAAAUUGGGUGCAGAUUCUGGCUUGAAGGUGUUCGUAGGAGACGAAUCUCAGUCUGUUGCUUCAACAGGGAAGAGCAAUGACGUUGAGCUCAUGCAGUCCAGUGGGCUACGGAAUAGAAAAGAGUUGCACAAUAGGGCAAGCAGUGAAGGGAGUACCAUGACGCGCCAAUCCGAUGGAGGGACACCCACUUCAGCAGCUGAGCAUGAACAAUUGGUCGUCGAUCACUACCAUUCGGAUGGAUUGUCGAUGCAGAACAAUGGAUGGAUGGCUCGACUUGCAGCAUUGCUUGUGGGUGAGGAUCCAACGCAAUCUUAUGCACUCAUAUGUGGCAACUGUCACAUGCACAAUGGGCUUGCUAGGAAAGAGGAUUUCCCGUACAUCACUUACUACUGCCCACACUGCCACGCCCUUAAUCGGCCAAAACAGUCGGAAGAGCAUGUCGCUGGGUCUAUAUCCCCGGACAUGGGUUCCUUGAGGAUGGGUACCGGAGGAGACACGAUUGACAAUGCCGCUGGUUCAGUGAGCGACAGUGUGGCCACAACAUCUGCCACUUUAGGGGCUGCUGAGGUAGUGGAAGAACCAGAAAAGGUUGCAUCGGGCGAUUUGGCUGCUAAGGAAUAGUGAUGCAUGCGCCGCUUCUGUUUUUUUUUUUUUUCUAAUCCCUUUGUGACCUGUUUCUGUUUGCCUGGGACUUGAUGGGUUUUGUGUAGGAUGUCUAGCUUGGUCGUAACGUCGGAGUGUAUACGCGUUUGGGACAGCAUACAGAGAUCACGUGGAGUGGUGGUUAUGAGA
Molecule: messenger RNA, 1698 nt
Organism: Rhodamnia argentea
Lineage: Eukaryota; Viridiplantae; Streptophyta; Magnoliopsida; Myrtales; Myrtaceae
Exons: 6
Coding region: 331-1527 (398 amino acids)
Biological process (GO): endoplasmic reticulum tubular network organization
Cellular component (GO): endoplasmic reticulum tubular network
Source: RefSeq, a predicted model, not a curated record